Molecule: messenger RNA, 2114 nt
Organism: Drosophila teissieri
Lineage: Eukaryota; Metazoa; Arthropoda; Insecta; Diptera; Drosophilidae
Gene: Ald1
Product: fructose-bisphosphate aldolase
Exons: 4
Coding region: 269-1354 (361 amino acids)
Biological process (GO): glycolytic process; fructose 1,6-bisphosphate metabolic process
Cellular component (GO): cytosol
Molecular function (GO): fructose-bisphosphate aldolase activity
Source: RefSeq, a predicted model, not a curated record
UGGGGUCUCGCUCGGCAUGUCUCGCUUAUUUCGCUUUGGAAUUUCACGUUGACGCCGCAGUCAGCGGCAGCAGAGGCAGCGACAUCAGCAGCGACUUCAACAGCGGCAGCGACAUCAACAGCGGCAGCAGCAGCGACUCGGGCCGAAAAUAAAAGCGUUAACCGCUCUCCUCCAGUGCAGCAGCAGCAGCGGACCCAGCCAGUAGCCAGCAGCUAAUCACCACAUCCCAGAUUCAGUUUCCAGUUCGAACUACACUCGAAUCUCAAAAAUGACCACCUACUUCAACUACCCCAGCAAGGAGCUGCAGGAUGAGCUGCGCGACAUCGCCCAGCGGAUCGUGGCCCCCGGCAAGGGAAUCCUCGCCGCCGACGAGUCCGGCCCAACCAUGGGCAAGCGUCUGCAGGACAUCGGCGUGGAGAACACCGAGGACAACCGCCGUGCCUACCGUCAGCUGUUGUUCAGCACUGACCCCAAGCUGGCCGAGAACAUCUCCGGAGUGAUCCUGUUCCACGAGACCCUCUACCAGAAGGCCGACGAUGGCACCCCCUUCGCCGAUAUCCUGAAGAAGAAGGGCAUCAUUCUGGGCAUCAAGGUCGACAAGGGUGUGGUCCCACUGUUCGGCUCCGAGGAUGAGGUCACCACCCAGGGUCUGGAUGACCUGGCCGCCCGUUGCGCCCAGUACAAGAAGGACGGUUGCGAUUUCGCCAAGUGGCGUUGCGUCCUGAAGAUCGGCAAGAACACCCCAUCCUACCAGUCGAUCCUGGAGAACGCCAACGUUCUGGCCCGCUACGCCUCCAUCUGCCAGUCGCAGCGCAUCGUCCCAAUUGUGGAGCCCGAGGUUCUGCCCGAUGGCGAUCACGAUCUGGACCGCGCCCAGAAGGUCACCGAGACCGUCCUGGCCGCCGUCUACAAGGCCCUGAGCGACCACCACGUCUACCUGGAGGGUACUCUGCUGAAGCCCAACAUGGUCACCGCCGGUCAGUCGGCCAAGAAGAACACCCCCGAGGAGAUCGCCCUGGCCACCGUGCAGGCUCUGCGCCGCACCGUUCCCGCCGCCGUCACCGGCGUGACCUUCCUGUCUGGAGGUCAGUCCGAGGAGGAGGCCACCGUCAACCUGAGCGCCAUCAACCAGGUUCCCCUGAUCCGCCCAUGGGCCCUCACCUUCUCGUACGGUCGUGCCCUCCAGGCCUCCGUCCUGCGUGCCUGGGCCGGAAAGAAGGAGAACAUCGCCGCCGGCCAGAACGAGCUGCUCAAGCGCGCCAAGGCCAACGGUGAUGCCGCUCAGGGCAAGUACGUUGCCGGAAGCGCUGGUGCCGGAUCCGGAUCCCUGUUCGUGGCCAACCACGCCUACUAAGGCGUUUGGGUGGACCUUGGCUACACGCAACUAAAUAAAAAAAAACUACGGAGCAGAUUGCUGGAAAUAUUUGGCAGAUUUGUUUAUUUUUACCUUAGUUUCGAGAGCUAAGCAAAGCAAGCAUUACAAAAAAUAACCAAAAAAAAAAAGAGAUGAACGAUUACACUUUCAAAACAUGUUAUAUAUAUGUAGUACGUGACAUUUUUUGCAAGUUUAUUAUAAAAUAACAUUAUUUUAGAGAACAACUAAAUGAUGAGUGCAGAAGGAAGGAAUGCAUAUGUUCGAUGGAGAAGCAAUUUUAUCUUUAGUUUUAAGCACAUGAACCUAUUAUUGUUGAAGUUAUUCAAUUUCUAUUCUAUUAUUAUGAUUAUGCAAGAUUUCAAUGAAUCCAAAAAGAUAUGUCGUAAAUCGCUAGGCUAAAAACAUUUAAUGGUGAAAACAACAGCAAUCACCAUCAACAACACCUAAGUGUUUAAGGCCUGAAUCAUUGAAGUCGCACAACGUUUUUGAAUUUUUUAAUGUUUUAUAAAAAGAUCCACUAUGAAAAUCGAUGUUUUACCAUUAUUAUUAUUAUUAAACUUUAUAUUUAUGAUUGAUAAGUAUAAGUGAAACAAAUGACGAGAAUAAACAAACACAUUACAAUAAACCCGAAAAGCCCCCAAAACAACUUUAUUAACAUUAUAUACAUAUAUUUACAUUGUUAAACGAGAACUUGUUGUUGCAAAAUACUAAAAAGAAAUAUAUGAAUUUAUAUAUUCAA